This is a messenger RNA of Hirundo rustica (Barn swallow), 2534 nucleotides long. RefSeq names its product APAF1 interacting protein (gene APIP). Gene Ontology annotation, molecular function: methylthioribulose 1-phosphate dehydratase activity; metal ion binding. Gene Ontology annotation, cellular component: cytoplasm. NCBI's taxonomy places the organism in Eukaryota, Metazoa, Chordata, Aves, Passeriformes, Hirundinidae. The record is from RefSeq and is a predicted model, not a curated record.
AUGCCCAGCGCUCCGCAGGCGCCCGCGCGCCCCAAAGAGGCCCCCGGGCGAGGACCCCGCGCUGGCCGCGCCAUGGCGGCCGCCGGCGGGGACGCGGUGCAGGAUGGGUUACAUCCAAGGAAUCUUAUCCCAGAGCUUUGUAGACUGUUUUAUGGUUUAGGCUGGGUAACGGGAACUGGUGGAGGAAUCAGCUUGAAACAUGGGGAUGAAAUCUACAUCGCUCCUUCAGGAGUCCAAAAGGAAAGAAUACAGCCAGAAGAUAUGUUUGUUUGUGACAUAAAUGAACAGGACAUCAGUGCUCCUCCACUGCACAAGAAACUAAAGAAAAGCCAGUGCACACCUCUUUUUAUGAAUGCCUACACUAUGAGAGGGGCAGGCGCAGUGAUCCAUACACAUUCCAAGGCUGCUGUUAUGGCUACUCUUCUUUACCCAGGGAGUGAGUUCUCUAUUACCCAUCAGGAGAUGAUAAAAGGAAUCCAGAAAUGUACUUCAGGAGGCUAUUACAGAUAUGAUGAUACCCUGGUGGUUCCUAUUAUUGAGAAUACACCAGAAGAGAAGGAUCUCAAGGAGAGAAUGGCACAUGCAAUGGAAAAAUACCCAGACUCUUGUGCUGUCUUGGUCAGACGUCAUGGUGUUUAUGUAUGGGGAGAGACAUGGGAAAAAGCCAAAACGAUGUGUGAAUGUUAUGACUACUUGUUUGAUAUCGCAGUGCAGAUGAAGCAGCAUGGGCUAGAUCCUUCAAAACAUCCAGUGGGAGAAAAUGGGAUCUUGUAAAUGUCAACAACAUUUAUAUUCAGGUUUCUUACAUGAUGAUAGGAGUUCCAGCUUUCACCCCACACUAUUGAAGCCAGAAGGGGGUGCUGAUCCUCAGUUGAAUUGACAAAUGUCAGCAGGAACUUUUAACUGUUAAACGCACCCAAGAAGAAAAGGAGAGUUAAAGAAACCCCAAAUACUGAACAAUCAUUGCAAUUUACAAGUCCUGCCAAAUGCCACAGUAGGAGGAAUGAAAAUUCAGAUGCAAAAAUACUUUGAAAAAUUUUGGAGAACUACUGUCACAUUUUGGUUUUGUGCCUUAAAAAUUCAUAUUUCAACAACCUACAUUUGUUGAUCCUGCUCUAAUGCUACAUCAUUUAACUUGAAAUAAGUCUCCAUUUUUGAAAGGUAGUGUAGCUUUUAUUCUUUGGGAAAAAAAAAAAAGGACAACCCCUUAUUUAAAAAAAAUAAAGUUUAAAACAUUGUUUGGACUGUUGAUUCCUUCAUACCAUGUUCAUGUUUAUGAGGGGUUUUCUGUUUGUUUGUUUGUUUGUUUUUAAUUAAGCUUGUAGCAUAUGUAUUUUUAAAUUUUCCCAAUUGUGAUUAUAAUGAGAAGAUUUUAUAGCACGUAUUUUGUAGCUGUUACUGAGGGACUGCUCUGGGUAUUACCUCUUUAAAUUCCUUCACUUUGAAUAGCAGCUUUUUAUGACCUCUGCUUAGCCCCCACAAGGUAGAUCUAAUCAAACUGCUUAUUAAAAUACAGUCUCACAUAAUUAUGACACUUGGUGUCUUCUUUCAGAAUCUUCUGGAAUGGCCCUCUGGUGGCAUCAGUGUAAGACUGACCAACUUUCUAAUUGAGUGUUGAGACCUCAGUCCCAAGGGUGAACUGAGACAGGCUAAGUGCCAGCUGACCCUGUUUUCUGCUAGGGGCCAUGCAUUCCCACCACUUCCCCUUCCAUCAUCUGGCACUUCUUUUGCAGCUUCCAUAAGGUGAAUUAACUCUUCAACCUAAAAUAAAACUAUUAUGGAAGUGGGGGAAAAAAUGUUUUAAUUAAUUCCUACUAGGCCACUGGUAAAAACACUGAAUCAAGUCCAGGGUGGGUCCAAAGAACCAGGGCAAGUGGAGAUGGCAGAUGCCAGAGAUGGCAGACGCCACUUCCCCCUUUUCCUGGGGAUGACAAGGUCAGCAUUUUGUGUACCCUUAGGCAUGUCUGCCCUUCCCUCUUGUACAUAGCUCUGUACCUUUAACCCUUAGGGGGACCUUGGUUAUUGUGAAAUAAUGAUUAUCACUAAGUAACUGCAGGUUGCUUGUAAUACGUUUAUUGAUAUGUUUUUUUAUUAUUAGGUGCUUGUUUGCCAGUGGCAAAUACUUUGCAGCAAUUCCACAGCUUCUGAGUGUAUGUGGAUUGCAGUAAGAACUUGUAUGAAAAUGCUAUUUUUGGACCAGAGAGUGACUUUGGACAGGCUGCUUCACUUAAACAUAAGCUAUCUCUGAAGUGUGUUCAAGACUUGAGAGGUGCAGCUGACCUGAAGGGAAAGCAGACUGUAAUUCUCUUAACUUUUCUUCCCUGUGGUUGUAGUAAUAAAAAUACUUCUCCAUAUGAUAAUCCAGUUGGUCUUGAAAUCUAGUUGCCAUCUAUUGUGGCCUUUAAUCCUUUAUUUAAACUGCCUGAUUUUUGCAAAAAACAACUUUGUGUGGUAUUCUGAUGAUGAUGUCAGAAUAGGUGAUAAUUGUAUCAGUCCGUGAUACUGAUGUUUCGUAAGAAUAAAGAACAUUUUGC